This is a messenger RNA of Opisthorchis viverrini, 567 nucleotides long. RefSeq lists its product as hypothetical. The transcript has 3 exons. The coding region runs from base 1 to 567 and encodes 188 amino acids. Lineage: Eukaryota; Metazoa; Platyhelminthes; Trematoda; Opisthorchiida; Opisthorchiidae. The record is from RefSeq and is a predicted model, not a curated record.
AUGUUUCUGACCUGCAUUCGAAUUGAAGGUCGAAGUGAAGGAAUUGCCGGAGAAACUCUCACUCUAACUUGCGUCACCGAAGUGCGGGGUGUUUCGAAAUCGGCCAACUUGGUUUGGUCCCAUGGUACUGGGGCGCACCGUACCUACAUAAGUCCUUCUUUGACAACUUUCGAUACUGCCCUAAUUCUGAGAGACCCAAAGUCAAGUCAAACCUACAAUGACAGCCACCUCAAACCCGCCAUACAAACUGCCGUCUCUCGCCGCGUUCGCAUUACCGAAAAACACCACGCGAAUCACACGAUUCACAGUCAAUUAACAUUUCAACCACUGCUGUCGGAACACGCCGGCUUGUGGAAGUGCGUCAAGAUUGGACACCCACUCCGAACAAUAAUAGAGGAAGCGGAGACGAUGGUCUACGUGAGAUCUAAAGUUCUACCUGCUUCGACACGUCAAGUGGGACGGAAUGACAACUCGGACAAGAAUCCAUCCAGGGGGCGCAAGUCCUACCCAAAUAUCGUGAUGAUCAUUGUUGCGCGUUUCGCACUGGGGAUGUUGUUCGCAACUUGA